This is a messenger RNA of Zootoca vivipara (common lizard), 2130 nucleotides long. It is a transcript of the gene CGAS, whose product is annotated as cyclic GMP-AMP synthase. Gene Ontology annotation, molecular function: chromatin binding; 2',3'-cyclic GMP-AMP synthase activity; double-stranded DNA binding. Lineage: Eukaryota; Metazoa; Chordata; Lepidosauria; Squamata; Lacertidae. Gene Ontology annotation, biological process: paracrine signaling; DNA damage response; positive regulation of defense response to virus by host. The record is from RefSeq and is a predicted model, not a curated record. Gene Ontology annotation, cellular component: nucleus; cytosol; site of double-strand break.
UUGAGCUCCGCAGCGAGGUCAUCUUUUUUCUGACACCAUGGGGCGCGGUGGAGCCGGCAGAGGGAGAGGCGCGAGGAAGGGCGAGGCGGCCCCGGCAGCAAAAGGGGACGGAGGCACUGCGGGAUCGAAGGGGCGAGAGAAGGGCAGACGGGGCGACGAGGGAGACCGGGCACCGCGCCCCCCCAAAGCCGAGAAAUCGCAGCAGGCGGGGAAAGACGCUGCUGCGCCAAGUGGGAGGAAGACGUCCCAGAAGAAGAAGGAGCCGGACCGAACUAAGAGCAAACUUGCUCCCGAGGAGCCUGGCUGGUGGCAGGCGCUGGGAAUGCUCACGCUAGGUGCAGGGGAGCGCGCCAAAGCCGAGGAAUCCCAGCAGGCAGCGAACGGCGCUGCUGCCCUAAGUGGGAAGAAAGGCUCCCAGAAGGAUCAGCCGGAUCAGGGGAAAGCCGAAGGUGGGGCCCGGAGGAAAUCGAAGAACGUACUUGCUCUCGAGGAGCCUGGCGCGAGCGGCAUCCCAUGCCUGGCGCAGGCGCUGGGAAAGUUCACGAUCUUUGCAGAGGAACUGUGGCCCGAAGCCGAGGCAGCAAACGGCGCUGCUGCCCCGAGUGGGAAGACAGCUUCCCGGAAGGAAAAAGGCGCGCAAAAGGCGCGGGAAGCCGAGCAGGCUGUGUGCGCUCUGGUAAAAAAAGAGCCCGUCCCGCAAGGAAGCGCAGGAGUUGCCCCCAACAAGCGAGGCGCUUCCCAGAAGGCGAAGCCUCUUCCCAAAGAGGAGGGAGAAGUCGGCCAGACAGGCAAAGAAAGCGCCUCCGCCGGGAGGAGAGCUUCCCGGAAGAGAGAGCAGGAGAAGGCACGUGAGCCGGUGGGGAAGGAGGCCGGCGCCCAAGAGAAGCCGGUCCCGGGAGACAAACUGCUUCCCAAGGAGCCUGGCCCGAGGGGCAACCGCAGUUUGAGGCAGGUGCUGGAAAAGCUCAAGUUAGCGAAAGAGAAGCACGCCAAGGCCGCGCAGCAGGUUAACCGGGUCAGGGACAUCCUGGUAAAAGCAAUAAAGAGUGAAACGUGCUUCUCCUUCAUCGAAGUGCUGGGCACCGGCAGUUACUACGAGCGCCUGAAGAUUUCUAACCCAAAUGAAUUUGAUAUUAUGCUCAAAGUACCAAAUAUAAGACUUGAACUAGAACCCUGCAAUGUUCCUGCUUCUGGUGCUUUCUUCUAUGUAAAACUGAAAAGGAACCCUGGGAAAAACGCAUGUCUAGAUAAAUUUUUAGAUGACAAAAUGCAUCUUUCAUCUUCUGAGAUGCUGUCAGCACUGAGGAACAUUAUUGUAGAAGAAGUAAAAAAAAAUAAGGAUCUGGCGGAAGUGCAGGUAGAGAGAAAGAAGCCUGGAAGCCCAGCAGUAACCCUUCUCAUUGGAAAGCCUCCCUCCGUUAUAUCAGUAGAUAUCAUUCUUGCUUUGGAAUUUCGGGGCCAGUGUGAGCGUCCACAGAAUGGCCUGGAUAUUACAGGAUGGCUAGGACGAAAAGUAAAGAAUGCCUUUUUAAAUGAACCACGCUACGUCGUGCCCAAGUUUGCCAAAGAUGGAAAGUGCUUAAUAGAAAACACUUGGCGACUCUCUUUUUCACAUAUUGAGAAGGCUAUAAUGACUAAUCAUGGCAACUCAAAGACCUGUUGUGAAAGAAAUGGGCAAAAGUGCUGCAGGAAAGAUUGUCUUAAGCUUCUGAAGUAUUUCCUGGAGCAGCUUAAAACAAAACAUGGAAACAGAAAUCAGUUUGAAAAAUUCCAUUCUUACCUUGCCAAAACUGCCUUUUUUCAUGCAUGUGCCAAGUGGUCCCGUGAUGAUGAAUGGCUUGCAGCAAAUCUUGACGAAUGCUUCAAUAGACUACUGGAUUAUUUUGUGGGUUGUCUCAGAGAGGCUGAGCUUAAACACUUUUUUAUACCUGAGUUCAACUUGCUCCAUACAGUUGAAAAGGCAAAAUGUAAUGCACUUGCAAAAAUAAUUGAAAGUGAACAAAACAAUAGGUUUCCUAUAUUUUUCCUGUAACUUUAAAAUAAAGAGCUACUUGAAUUCAUGCGAAGAAUUAUGAAUGAAAUUGAAAGCCACUAUGGGUACUCACCUGAAAGGGUUAUAAGGACAUCACA